This is a messenger RNA of Rhagoletis zephyria (snowberry fruit fly), 763 nucleotides long. RefSeq names its product transcription factor Adf-1-like. Lineage: Eukaryota; Metazoa; Arthropoda; Insecta; Diptera; Tephritidae. Gene Ontology annotation, biological process: regulation of transcription by RNA polymerase II. Gene Ontology annotation, cellular component: nucleus; transcription regulator complex. The record is from RefSeq and is a predicted model, not a curated record.
AAUGAAAGAGAAUCCAAACGAAGAGCGAAAAAUCGUAAGAGCGAAAAAUCGCAAGAGCGUGAAACCGUCGUCGUCAACGCGACGUCAACUCGUCACAAACGAGACGUCUCGACGUUAACGAACAGUUGGCGAUGCGAGCGCAAAAUAGAAAGACGUCGUAGUUGUUCAAUUACAUUAAAAUAAUUUUCAGCUUGAAGCUAGAUACUAGAAGUUUGAACGAAUCCACAAAAAAAAGAAGCAAAUGGAUGCGGAAUUUAAUAAAAAACUUAUCAAGCUAGUGAAACAGCACGAGUGUUUGUACGAUUUUAGCGCACCAGAAUAUAGAGACCAAUCGUUAAAGGAAUUAAUUUGGAAGAAAAUUGCAGACGAGUUAAAUACGAAAGAUGCGGAGUGCAAGAAACGCUGGAAAUCGCUACGCGACACAUACACAAAAACAAUACGAAAAUCACAUCUGACUACUUCAGGUAAAAGACUCCCAAAAACAAAGUAUAAAUAUGCUGACGAGCUAUCCUUUUUGCGUGGCAUCAAAGAGGGCAAACAGUAAGUGUUGAAAAUGUGUUCAGUUUCUCCUAAAUAAGUACCUACAUACCGCACAGCAUAUACUAAAGAGGCACAACUCAAAGAAAAUUUAGGUCGAUAAUUAGUUUUGCAUAAAUCAAUUCAUAGAAUUUAUCAACAAUUAAUGCAAAUAAGUAAAUAUAUUCUCUAACUAGAAAACUACGACUAUACCUGUUGCUGAAUUAAUUGCGUCGCAUCUGUAUCU